AACGGUGCAGUGAGUGUCGUAGUUCCAAAAACCUCCGCUACGCUGCGUCGUCGUCAGCAGCGCUUCAGUCGACGCCAGUGUCUGCUCACGGGAGGUCCUUGUUCGAUUGUUUCGCGAAGUUUCAUCACUGAGUGUUGUGUACUGAUUGUGCGCCUGACAGUUAUGAUUACACUGAUUGUGUUACUGUAGUUGUUGUGUUCGUUUCGUGCGUCGUCGCUGUCUAUGUUUAGGUUUGUGUCGUGCUCGUGUCAUUGGAUGUAGUGUGUGUAAGGCCAUCUGGUCGUAAGGCGUCCCUUCUCGGAAAAGACCCCGUCUUUCUCUGACAAGAAUUAGAUGUCUCGAUCAGGAGGAAAUUUAAGGAUACUGACCUGAGACCCCAUGGCCCGGCCUGGCAUGACCAGAUGGCGCACCAGGGACUCUCCGGCAGAAGGGAGCGAUGAGGUGCAGAGGUCUUUGGAGUUGUUGGACCAGGUUUUGUCAGAGUUCGACGAUCUGGAAAACGGCAACGUGGCGGCGCGAGAGGUGCGGGCACAGUUGUCGGAAGACGACGGGUACAUGAGUAUGAACGGGCGGCGCGCCAAGUUCGUGCUCAACUUCCGUCCCCCGCCACCUGACGGAGAGGAGCUGCCCCCGACACCGGAGCCAUGUGGUCCUCCACCCCCGGAACUGGCAGACUUCCCUCCCCCACCUGAGGAGGCAGAGAGGAUUAUAUCCACACUUCUACCUAAGGUCUCUCCUGGGAACUCCACCAAGAGAGCGCCAGGUACGGGCGUUAGACAUGGACAUGGUAAAGUCAGUAGUUUCACGCUCGGCCCUCACUUUGGCAGCCAUGACAGCAGGGUUACCACCGCAACACAGACAACUCUGCCCAAGACGAGGCACCAGCGGCCAUUUGGAUGGGAGAACAGUCCUUCAACGCACCCACACCACCACCCGUCCAACAAGUUCGGUUCACUCCCUUACGACAGUUCCCAUCAGUGGCUUGCGUACGGCCCCGCCGCUCUCCCCCCUCGUACCUGCCCCACAGCGGUCGACCGUCACCGUGAGGUCAGGAGAAGAACGCCGGAGGAGGAAAACGGAGAGGUCCCGCUGAAAACACUUUCUGAGACCACAGAUGACGACCAUGCAAACUUUUCUGACGACUCGCUAGAAGAACUGUUACCUCCUCCCCCGCCUACGUCCAAGAGAAGUAGUAUCGCUUGGGAAGUUCCACUGGACUUGGACGAAGAAGCUAUGAUGACCCCAGGAAGCACCAAGGUUGUCGGGCGAAGGAGGAGGAAAUCAACGGACAGAUCGAGUACAGGAUCCAACUCGCGGCUGAAAGACCAGGAUGACUGGCCUGACCCACCCACGGGCACUGAAGAUGGCUCCAUCUCUCCGUUCAGUGACUGGGACUCUUCGGCUGGCAAGCUUGAUGACGGCAGCUUCCUACCACCAGAACUGUCAGCGUCCGACCUCAGUGCCAGUGGAACCUAUGUCAUCAGGAAGGGCCGACGGAAAGAGAGAACACCAGUGCCUCUCGCUUCAAGCAAAACAGAAAAGCUUCAACAAUCACCAUCACACAACUCUAAUUCUAAAUUGAAUGAACUGAAAAGAUGUAGUUCAACAUUUGAUAAUAUAAAAUCUCUUUUAAAAGAAGGUCUGAUAGAAGGUUUAGACGAAACACCGCCGGACUUUCAACCUCCCACCCCUCCUGCCUUAGUGAGAGUUGUAUCGUUACCGACGUUGACAAUAGAAGAAGCCUGCCGAACAGAACCUCUCCAGAUAGUGGAAGAAGUGAGAAUUCCAGAAAUUCCCAAAGUUGAAGAAGUGAGAAUACCAGAAGUUCCAAAAGUGGAAGACGUGAGAAUACCAGAAGUUCUAAAAGUGGAAGAAGUGAGAAUACCAGAAGUUCUAAAAGUGGAAGAAGUGAAAAAGGAAUCCAAAAGCGUAGAAGUAGAAGUGAAAUCUUGUGACGUCGGUGUGCAAGUAAUGGAUGAUUUACCUGUUUUAUCCUUGAGCGAAAAACCCAAGGAAAGUGUGGAAGAAAGCACUCAGGUAUCAUUAGAGUAUAGAGAUGUAAACGACAAAUCGACUGAGCUCAGUAAAAGCUGUGAUAGCGUAGUCGACUCGAUAACAUCGAAAACCGAAGAAGCUUUGAUACUCAAACUCCAACAAGAUCAAACGGAUGAUUACAGUUCGUCGGAGGAUAUUUUAUCACCUUCAUUUACGAGUGUGACCAGACCUGUGAAUAGCUUUGAAAUUGCAAAAGAGGAAGUCAUCACUGAUCCUUGGCUCACCGCUUCGGAAAUUAGUGAAGUUCAAGUUGUUCCUGUUGUUGAGGAGGAAAGUGAAAUCAAAGAGGAAGUUGUGGACAAGCCGCCUGGAGACUUUAACGUAAUGGUGGAAGUCCUUCAGCAUGAGUUCGGCCCUCUUCCUCCUUCCCCUGUUGAAGAAGACGAAGACGAGUAUAAUGAUGUGUUGCGCAAUAGCCCAGUAAGAACAUCGAGGGGAAAGGCAGACUCGGUUCCGGAGCCGUUCUAUCGAUGUUUGGAGCCGCCUGGGAGUGAUCCGAUUGGAGCCAAGUUUCUCAACCGACCUUGCCCCGACCCUCCGCCUCACAAGGAACCAACGUCCAGCCUCAAAACUCGCUCAAUGGACGCAGGCUUCAGCAGGAAUCACAAAAAUCAACACUCAAAUAGUAGAAGUAGAGAUAUUCCGUCAGAGCGGAGAACGCUGCCGUCAGAGUUACCAGGUCCAUCGAGACGACGAACGUUCCAAAAGCGAGGCAGCAGUCAAUCUCCGAGAGAAGAAGGCCACAUGCAGGUGUCCUGUUCACUCCCCGAGACCCCUAUUUUUGCUAGAGGCUGUGAUAUUCCCCGCACGCCGCACCGUCGUGCCCCCGAAGUUCCCCCCACCGGGACCCGCACCACCCCCCGUCCCCCUGGCAUACAGACCAGCAGUUACCGGCGGACCCCUACCACUGUAGGGCACGGUACCACUGGCAGCACUACCACACUUGGCCAAGCUAUGGUGGGGGCAGAGCUGCUCAGGCUGACUGGUGGGCCAGGUAGAGGGUGGUAUCCCCGCCAUCGCAACCCUCGUCCAGCAUCUGUGGAGCACCUGGACCAUCUAGCUCACCCAGCGGGGGCAAACACGGGUACAGGCACCCACGGGUGGGACUCUAGCCACCCCCGCAAGCCACUCACUCUUCCACCUAACCUUACACCCAAGUUCUUCCACAGGUCUCCCAGAGAGGCACUGCGCAGGGUUACCAGUCUGCUGAUACGGAAAGAUGACUCCAGCCCAGCCCCUCCCGUCCCUCCUCAUAACACAAGUCUGCAGCGUAAGCAAGGAAACAGUAAAGACUCGAAGAAAGAUCAGCUGUCUCCCACCCAGGCGUUUGGGCCAAAUGGUGAGGAAGGGACGAAGCAGAAGCGAGGAUUCUUCAAGAGUUUCUGGAAGCGUUCUCGUCACUACUCGCUGGAGCAGCAAUAGCCAGAAGAGCCUCCGCCGAGGUGGCAAUGCUUCAUGAUGUGCAACUGUCAUUGAACCGGCCAAAGUCGGAGUCCAGGAUGGAACCUUCUUGAAGAAACUCAACUUUUGAGCUGUUACCUAAGCAUUUAGCAGCUGGCAUUCUGAAAGUGGUCUCUGGAAUCUUUGACAGUAGCUAGUCAAUAAAACAAUGAAGACAAUUAUUGUGUAGGCCUAAAUGAUUUGUUUAAGAUUGGAAGAAAAGAGUUGACAUUUAUAUUUAUUAUUCAUUAUCUUCUUUUAAGGGAUGUAAAAUAAGUUUUACAAAAAAGAUUUCCUUUGCUUCUUCAGGUUUAAUAACCCACUGAGUUCAAUUUGGAAAAUUAAUCAAGUAAAUUAUGCUCAUUAGUGUGUUGUAUUUUUCAUGCUUUCAGAAUGCCAGUCCCAGUGCUACAGAAUGAAAGAUAUUCUUGAACAUUUAUGAAAGAGUGAAUGAUAUUCUGUUAGUACAGUAUUAAGUAUUACCAAUGAGUAAUUGUGAUUGGCAUAUAUUAUGGCCUAUAACAAUUAGUUAUAGUUAAAUUAUAUUUCAAUAAACAAGUUCAUCUUUAAAAAAGGUUGCAAUUGAUUAUAAAUUACUGAGGAAAUAAUCCAGCCAUUUCAAUUAAGAUUUUGUACUUUAUUGAUGAAAUGUUUGUUUCAUUUCAGUAGAAAGUUGAAAAUUUGUAUACUGUAGUGUUCAAGUUUAGGGACCAUAUCUCAAUUUGUAAAGAGGUUUUGUCUCUUUUAUUUCUGUGAGGUUUUGAAAUUAGAACAGUUUUACCUUUUUGUCCCUUCAGACAUGUAGUAUGAAUUUGUUUUAUAAAAUCCAGCAGGGAAAGCCACUCUUUGUGAAUUUUCUACAUAAUAAUUUUGGACAUUUUUGUCCAUUGAAGUUGAAAGAUACUAAAUGAUCUUUGAUAUGUAAAAAUAACAGUUUUCUCCAAUAAUGUAGGGAGUCCUUUCCCUUGUAUAAACUGUAUUUUUAUAAUUGAUUUCGCCUCCGAGGCUCUAGUCUGGUGCAUGCGAGACGUUUGUGUUACGUAGAACUAAGCGAUUAAUAUUCGAGAUUUUGUAUAAAAUGCGUUAAGUAACGUAUUUUAUAACAUGUGCUUUUAGAGUAACUUGCAGGUAAGGCAGGGUUUUUGGAAUAACCGACUACAAUAACUAAUGUAAAUUCUGUUAUUAAAAUAUAUGUAUAUUAAUAGUAAUAUAGUAACAUUGUGUAAAGACCUGGCCAUACUUGCAAGAUAGCAACGGAUGUAGAGGCAAGAUAUUUCUGAAUGUGCUAACAUAGGCGCUGUGUGUAGUAGGUCUUCGAAUGCUAUUUGUUGUAUAUUAGACAGCGUGUUAUCGUUAGGCUGGAUCGAGCAAGUACAUUGGGCAUUUAGGUUUAGCUUUAAGGUAAACAUAACAUUUUUGGAAAAUCUUUUUUUGCAAGUUUACUUUUCUGUGAGUGUGAAAAUAUACUUCAUGUAUUUCCAGUGUAAUAAAAAUGAAUCAUGGGGGGAAUUAUUUUGUGCUGAUCUUAAAUGACGAACCAGAGCACCUAAUCAAAAUUAUCUUCUUCCCCUUCUCACUGAGGUAAUGCCCAAUGCUUGUCUAAUAAUAAUACGCACAAUUCACCUACACCGUCACUGCCACUAUCUGGGGUGAAGUCAGAUGUAAAGCUGCGUUCAGCUCACCAGUUCACAUUGUCCAUAGUUUUCUACAAGUGUAGAUUUGUAACUGCCUCUGCCAUGUUGUAUCUAUGAUACAAUCGAUCGAUUGUCCUUUGAGUUUCUUAUUGCAAA
This is a messenger RNA of Macrosteles quadrilineatus (aster leafhopper), 5285 nucleotides long. RefSeq lists its product as uncharacterized. Lineage: Eukaryota; Metazoa; Arthropoda; Insecta; Hemiptera; Cicadellidae. The coding region runs from base 379 to 3477 and encodes 1032 amino acids. The transcript is spliced from 14 exons. The record is from RefSeq and is a predicted model, not a curated record.